Sitodiplosis mosellana (orange wheat blossom midge) is the source of this 1662-nucleotide messenger RNA. RefSeq names its product arrestin domain-containing protein 17-like. Gene Ontology annotation, biological process: protein transport. The transcript is spliced from 6 exons. The record is from RefSeq and is a predicted model, not a curated record. Gene Ontology annotation, cellular component: cytoplasm. Bases 336 to 1481 code for a protein of 381 amino acids. NCBI's taxonomy places the organism in Eukaryota, Metazoa, Arthropoda, Insecta, Diptera, Cecidomyiidae.
UCAAUUGACUUUCGAAAAUAAUCUAAUUUUGCACUUGAAACUGGCAUUUACAGCUUAGAACACAGUUUGGAAUUGAUUAUUUUGGGAAAGAACAGUUUAAUCGCAGAAAGAAUUUGAUAAUUCGAAGUGAAAUAAGUCAUUUUAAAGUGCAAUAAAUGGUUGUGUUUGAUAUGCUCCAAAGCAAUAAAUUGAGAGUUAUUUGACAGAUUGUGAAACAUUUUUUUUUUGUUUCCAGAGAAGAAGAUCAAAAAAAGAAACUUUUUGAUUCAAAUUUAUUCUUCAUUUGAAGUCAAACAUCGAUUUAAAUCAAAAUUAAAUAAAUUGCAACACCCAAAAUGCCAACCACUUGUAUCGUUGACUUUGAGAACAAUCCAGAAAAAGUCAUUUACGCUGGUCAACUUCUACGUGGAACCGUUCAACUCACUUUGACCGAAGAGAAGAACGUGCGCGGUGUAUUCAUUCAAAUACGUGGCGAAGCCUAUGCUCAUUGGAGCAAAAAAAAGGGCAAAAGAACCAAAAAUUACACUGGUGAAGAGAUAUAUUUGGAUGAAAAAACGUAUUUUGUCGGUGGAAGUGAAGGUGAAGUUCGAAUAUCACCUGGGACGUACAAUUACACAUUCCAAUGUUUGCUGCCGGCUGGACUGCCAUCAUCCAUAGAAGGCAAAUUUGGACACAUAAGAUAUACGGCCAACGUAGUGCUUGACAUUCCAAUGUGGGUCAACAAAAAAUUUGUCAAUCCAUUCACCGUAAUUAAGCCAAUCAACUUGAAUGAUGAUCGAAUACUACGGGAACCAAUCAGCAAAGCGAUGCGAAAAACUUUUCUAAAAUGUUGUUGCUGUGCAACCGAUGCAUUGGAGAUCGUAGUCCGUGUUCCAGUCGGUGGUUAUACGCCAGGCCAAUUUGUUAAUCUGGAAAUUGAAGUGAAAAAUAAAAGCAAUGAACCGGUGUCUGAGUUCACAGUGGAACUGGUACAGAAAAUCACGCACUACGCCAAUAACAGCCGAAGUACACGGUAUCAAGAAGUAUCGGAAGAGGUUGGCACAACAAGUGGCUGCGACACUUUUCAGAAUAAAAAUCUUCGGGUAAAUUUCGAAAUUCCACCGGUUCCUCCAACCGACUGCGUAUCGAGCAAUAUUAUCCAUAUUGAAUAUGCAAUUCAUAUAACCGGUUCAGUAGGAUUUUGUCAUGGUGAUCCCGUGAUUAAAAUUCCGAUCAAGAUUGGUACUUAUCCGAUUCAGGAUGGUGCACAUGGCAAUACAGUCGCAGGAACAUCAAAUGUUGUUGUAAUACCACAACCAACGGCUCCAGUCAUUCCAGAUAAUCAAACUGCGUCAAUUUAUCCAACUGCUCUGGGAUUCCAAGACGAUCCACCAACCUAUGAGGAAGCAACAAGAAAUGACAAUAACGAAGUGGAUGGUGACAAUUUCAAACCGAAAUAUCCAAUGUUCAGACGUCAAACGUCUUAUUCAAUUGGAAAUUAGACAAUGAAACACGAUCUAUUAUUUCUUUCACUCGUCGUAAUUAUUCGCACUUGCUGUUGCAGAAGAAUCAAUCUAGUUAGUCUGAGACGAUAAUUCAAUUCGUUUACUUUUACUAUAAACAACCCUUUUAUUAUUAUAUGUCGAAUAAUGUCUUUCUAUUUCUUAAGUUGGUUGAAUGUUA